Messenger RNA from Paralichthys olivaceus (Japanese flounder), 3001 nucleotides. RefSeq names its product low-density lipoprotein receptor-like. Gene Ontology annotation, cellular component: plasma membrane. Lineage: Eukaryota; Metazoa; Chordata; Actinopteri; Pleuronectiformes; Paralichthyidae. Gene Ontology annotation, molecular function: calcium ion binding; protein binding. The record is from RefSeq and is a predicted model, not a curated record.
GCGUGUGUUUCAGUGGCAGCAUCGGAGGUGGAGUUGGAGGACCUUCCAAACAGAGUCCGUGUGGAGGACGCAUUCAGCAUGGGACACCUCGGAGUCUGGUUUCUUCUGCUCGUCUCGGUGCGGUGGCAUCACUCCCGCGGUGCCGCAGGCCACUCUCUGCCCGGCUGCCUCGUGCAGCUGGAGUUCAAGUGCAGCGAUGGUUCGUGCAUCCCGAGGUCGACGUUGUGUGACGGACGUGCAGACUGUGAGGAUGGUUCCGACGAACAACGCUGCAAUCAUGUGUGGUGUAAGAAAGAUGAGUUCACAUGCCGCAGCAGACGUUGCAUAUCUACACGUUUCUUAUGCAACGGCGUCGACGACUGUGGCGAUGGCAGCGAUGAGGAUUCCUGCCAGAACUGCACCGCUGGCCUCUUCUCCUGCGGUCCGUUUGACGUUUGCCUGGCCAGAGACAAGCUGUGUGAUGGACGGACCGACUGCAAGGACGGACGGGAUGAGACCCCGGAGCUGUGUGGUUCGACCCAGCCUCAGCCACAGUCCUCUUACACAUGUGCAGCUUCCGAGUUUCAGUGUGGAGACGGGCAGUGCAUCCGCCAGGCCUGGAGGUGUGACCACGCACCCGACUGCUCUGACGGCAGUGACGAGGACAAUUGUGAUCAGAAUGAGUGUCUGGUAAAUAACGGAGGCUGCUCUCAUGGCUGUGAGGACCUGAAGAUGGGUUUUGUCUGCUACUGCCCAGAGAACACGAGGCUGGUCGAGGACAGUCAGUGUGAGGAGGUGGACACAUGCCUGGAGACAGAUGUGUGUGAUCAACUGUGUGUUUCUGUGAACAGCAGCUUCACCUGUGACUGCCACGAGGGUUACACCAUGGAUCCCAAAACCAGAGAGUGCAAAGCCAAAGGGAAUCUGGCUGAGGUAGUUUUCACCUCCUCAAAAGGAGCCCACCGGAUGAGCGUGACUGGCACAGAGCAUGUAGAACUGGCCCCACAUUUAUCAGGACUCGGGCCCGUGGCGGCUUUGGCCUCAAACCACACACUGUACUGGGCCCGRYGAGGACGAGGCCCUAUAUACAGGGUCUCCAUGGAUGGAAAUCAACAUAACGCCACAUUGCUGCUGAAAGUAAAAGGUACAGUGUCGGGCCUGGCCGUGGACUGGAUCCACCAGCUCCUCUACUGGACCGGCGUGGAGAGUGGUUCGAUUAACGUCAGCCUGCUGGACGGUUCAAUACAGCGUCAGCUCAUCACAGGGCUGGACAAACCUUCUGCAGUGGCUGUGGAUCCUCUCAGAGGGUUUCUCUUCUGGGCUCAAUGUGGCAGUUUCCCAAAGAUUGAGAGUGCUGGCUUGGACGGCCGAGACACUGUGGCCCUAGUCACUUCCUCAAUACGCUGCCCUGUUGCCCUCUCUGUAGAUAUGCCUCGUCAGCUGUUGUACUGGGCUGAUCAGAGAAGCAUCUCCAGAGUAAACUUUAAAGGCCGUGAUCGUAAAACAGUGGUGGAAUCUAAUGGUUAUCUGGACCGACCCUUCGGACUGGCUGUGUUUGAGGGUUUUGUAUAUUGGAGUGAAGAAGUCACGCGCUCCAUCUGCAGAGCAAACAAGCACAAUGGCAGCCAACUUCAAAUACUGCUGACAAAUGUAGCAUCACCAGGUGGUGUGGUCGUCAUUCAGCCCGUCCUCCAGCCUGAUGGGUCAUCUGUAUGUGGACGUCCUGGGACAGCGUGCCACCACGGGUGUGUGGUCGACCUGCUGUCUGAGAGUCCAGAGUUCAGCUGUGUUUUUCCAGACACUGAACAAAAUUCUCAUGAAACUCCUUCUAUCGCUGUUCGGGCCUCGAGGUUAUCUGAUCCCACCUUCAUUGGAGUCCUCUCUCUUAUCAUUUUUCUCAGUUUGCUGCUGGUGGGGAUGGCUGUAUGGUGGUGGAGAGAGGAGUUCAGGCCAUCCAGGCCCCUCACUGUGCAGAGUUUCUACCUCAAAGAAUCUCAGGACCCGCUCAUCAUCAUCCAGGGGCCAAGGAAACUGCAUAAGCUGGACUUGGACGCGGAAUGAAGAAAGUGUGACAGACGUCCAGCUGACUGGGCUUCACCUGGUGCUUCUCAAGCCCCAGACUGAACGACAUUGACGGCAAACCCAGCUGGUAGAUGAGUGAGAUCGGAGAGGGGAAAGGGCCUUUGAACAGUCAUUACUGUUACACCUUUAGUUCUGGAGAAGUAUUACAUUCAGCCUUCGUGCUUCUACAGUAGAUUAUUCUUCUUGUUCAUGAAGGCCAUUGUCAAGUUUGAUUCUGAAACCGGUCAAUAAGCAUUCAUCUAUUUUUUUGUGUUAAAUAUUAAUAUGGAUGAAAUAGUUUGCUUAAUUUUUUAAAUUCCUGUUUUCAAGCAUUUUGCUCAACAGUUGCCAGUUGUGUUACAGACUAUAAUUCUCCAAAAUGACCGUGAGAAAGAUAGUUUGAAAUGACCAAACUGAAAUGAAUUGGGAUAUUUUCAUUAUUGAUUAGCUGGUUUCAGAUGACAUUUUUCUAGUUUUCUUUCAAAUUUGACAGUAAAAUUAAAAUGUCUUUGGGUUUUGUACUGUUGAUCAGACAAAACAUACUAUUUGAGAUCUGCGGAGAGUGGUGAUAAAUUGAUUUCACUGUUAUCUUGGAUUUGAAAGACAGAAAGAUUCAUUGAGAAAAUAAUGAGUCUUUGCAAUUCCAGUUUAUUUUUAGUCACAAAACUUUACUUUUCCAGUAUUAUAGAUGGAUUGGAGGUGUUGUGAAUAGUAGAUUUUCCUUCCAACAAUUAUAUUUAGUUCUUGGCAUUCAGGUUUGUCAGUAUUCAAUUCAAUUAAAAACAACUUUAUUUGUCCCAGGAGGGCAAUUCUCUAAGAUACUGUAACGGUAAAAAAGAUGCUUUAUUCUUUUAAACACUUCAAAUUCAAGGAAGAAUGUGAAAGGAAGGAAAUUAAUUCUGUUCUCUCAGUUUAAAACUCCAAAAAGUGUACUGGACUGAGAAAAUGAUUUUUAUUUUUA